GAUCCAUUCCAUCAUAGCAUUGGCAAUGCUGUCCAGUGGUAUGAUAUCUUGCAAGUGCAUAUUGAGUGCUGUGCUGAAAGUAUUAUUGAACAUUGUCACCAAACUGUUCUCAACCAUCUCAAUCACAUGCAAUCUGCUCAGCAACCAUCAUUCACUGUGAUCCCACCAUCUUCCAAACAGUUCUCAUUGUCACAAUGUGCAUCCAUACUUGUCCAAAAGUGCCCAGCAUGUUUCACAGGUUGCACAUUUGGACAGCUGCUGAGUGACGGUGGUGAUAUUCAUAUUGCACUUGAUGGGAACUUUCACCAUCGUCAUCAGUGCUCAGCCAGUAGUUGUCCUGCAUUUUAUGACCCCACAUAUUUCAUUCCCAAGGUUAAAGUUGAUGAUGUUGGAUACCAGAUCAAAUGA
This is a messenger RNA of Pisolithus orientalis, 408 nucleotides long. RefSeq lists its product as uncharacterized. The annotation marks the transcript as partial. The record is from RefSeq and is a predicted model, not a curated record. NCBI's taxonomy places the organism in Eukaryota, Fungi, Basidiomycota, Agaricomycetes, Boletales, Pisolithaceae. The transcript has a single exon.